AUGGACCUCGAGACCGGCCAGCCGCCAAAACUGUACGGCGUGAACCUUCAGCCACCGGCACCGUUCGACUUCGCGAACCCGGCAACAUGGUCGACAUGGCUCAGCCGCUACGAAGACUUCACCGCGGUUUCAGGACUGACAAAAGCGUCGGAAGACGUGCACGUACGCUCGCUACUGUACUGCAUGGGCCCGGAGGCACGUCCGCUCCUCGAGACGUUCUCGCACGACGCCCAGUCGCUCGCCUCGUACCAAGUUGUUGCCGCCCGCUUCACUGAGCACUUCGUGCACCCGGCCAACGAGCUCUACGAGUCGUCGCGGUUCCACAGGCAUGUUCAGCUACCCGGCGAAAGCGUCGACACGUACUACGCGGAACUGUGCAGAAUGGUGAAGCGCUGCAACUACCAGUCAGCUGCUGUCGCGGAAAGGCCCGUACGCGACCGGUUCGUCGUCGGCCUCCGUGACUCUCGCCUCUCGGAUCAGCUGUGCCGAAACGUGAAGCUGGCGCUCAAGGAGGCAUGGACACAGGCCCGUCAGUCCGAAGACGCCGACAAAGAGAAGGAGUUGACCCAGAACCGCACCGAGCACGCACGCGAGCUCAACCUCGACGCCGCGAAAGCAAACUCCCAAAGCAACGCUGCACGCCGAGCUCUUCAAAGGAUUGGGCACUCUCUCAAGGACGAAUACAUUAUUCGGCUGAAACCCGAUGCCGUGCCCUUCUCGCUAAGCGUCCCCCGCAGGAUCCCCAUCCCGCUGCUCGAGGUCGUCCGCCGCGAGCUGGACAAAUUGGAAAGCGCGGGAGUGAUCCGCAGGAUUGACAAGCCAACUCCAUGGUGCUCUGGACUCGUUGUCGUCAGGAAAGACGAUGGUUCCUACCGGCUAUGCGUCGACUUGACUCAAAUCAACAAAGUCGUCCUCCGUGAACGGCAUAUUUUGCCAACGGUUGAGCAAGUCCUUGGCCUCCUCGGUGACGCAACAGUUUUUUCAAGGCUGGAUGCGACCGCAAGCUUCCAUCAGGUGAAGCUUUCUGCCGAUUCCCAAGAGCUGACGACAUUCAUCACCCGAUAUGGCCGAUACUGCUUUUGCCGGCUCCCCUUUGGCAUCACGUCCGCUCCCGAGUACUUCCAGAAACAGAUGGCAAGAAUCCUGGAGGGCCAAGAAGGGGUCGCCAACAUGAUAGAUGACAUUCUGGUUUUUGGACGCACCCGCCAGGAGCAUGACGCCAGACUGAGCCAGGUGCUAUCUCGUCUUGCAAAAGCAGGCAUCACGUUGAACGAGGACAAGUGUCUCUUUGGGGUAUCUGAGGUCUCCUUCCUUGGUGUUGUCGUCUCAGCUAAGGGUAUCAGGCCGGAUCCAAGCAAGGUUGAAGCGGUCAAGGCUAUGGAAGCUCCCACAGACGUCGCCGGUGUUAGACGACUGCUUGGAAUGGUGGAUCAUCUCACCAGAUUCCUGCCACACAUCUCGGACGUCACAGCACCCAUCAGAGCCUUGCUGAACAGGUCUGCGAGUUGGGUGUUGCAGCAUGAGCAAGAGGCAGCAUUCAUGAAAGUCAAAGAGCUCUUGACGUCAGACAGGUGCAUGGCAAAGUACCACCCGUCGUAUGCCACGACAGUGUCCGCAGAUGCAAGCUCUUUCGGACUCGGCGCAGUACUGCUGCAGACUCAACCCUCGGGAGAGCGUCGCCCAGUCGCAUUCGCUUCGAGGUCAAUGACGAGUACCGAACAGCGUUACAGCCAGACCGAAAAAGAAGCUUUGGCAACGACAUGGGCUAUCGAAAGGUUCGACGAGUUUGUCCGUGGCAUCACCUUCGACGUCGAGACAGACCACCUGCCUCUCGUCUCACUUCUGGGCAAGAUGGAACUGGACAUGUUGCCGCCUCGUAUUCAGAGACUACGGCUCAAGACAAUGCAGUACCAGUUUCGCAUGCUGCACGUGCCAGGAAAACUGAUAGCAACAGCAGAUACCUUAUCACGUAUCACCCACAAGGCAACCAGUCCUGUGGACACGGUGGAACUCUUCGCAGCACAAGUAGUCAGCUGCAUGUGGGAAGUCUUGCCACUCCGCCCUGAAGAUGUACGACAGGCACAAGAAUUCGAUGGAGAGUGCAAGGCCCUCAUCUCCUUCUGCCAGCAAGGUUGGCCACGAAAGACCAGGCUACCUCUGCAUGUGUCGAAGUAUGCCUCCGUGGCAGACGAGCUCUCUGUCUGCGAUGGUAUCCUGCUGAAAGGCCCCCGGAUCGUCAUCCCAUCGUCUCUUCGGCCAGCGGUCUUGACGCUGUUGCACGAAGGCCAUCAGGGCACCAACAGGACCAAAGCCCUAGCUCGGGAGUCGGUUUGGUGGCCGGGUAUCUCAUCAGACAUCGCCUCUCUCGUCGCCAACUGCAAACAGUGCGCUUCCACCCGGGUGAACCUUGCAGAACCCCUAGUCUCCACAGCUCUACCUCGACGUCCCUGGGAAUUUCUCGGAAUGGACUUGUUCCAUCUCAAUGGCCAGACGUUCCUCCUGGUGGUGGACUACUACUCGAGGUUUCCCGAGGCGGUGACCCUGAGAAGCACUACAGCGCGGGCAGUCAUCGAUGCUCUCAAAAGCAUCUUCGCACGCCACGGAAUCCCACAAGACGUCAGGUCGGACAACGGCCCACCGUUCUCGUCGCAAGAGUUUGCGGCAUUCGCAGUGUCUUAUGGCUUCAACCAUGCGACCAGUAGCCCACACUAA
Molecule: messenger RNA, 2712 nt
Organism: Rhipicephalus sanguineus (brown dog tick)
Lineage: Eukaryota; Metazoa; Arthropoda; Arachnida; Ixodida; Ixodidae
Exons: 2
Coding region: 1-2712 (903 amino acids)
Biological process (GO): DNA integration
Molecular function (GO): nucleic acid binding
Source: RefSeq, a predicted model, not a curated record